Messenger RNA from Paramormyrops kingsleyae, 4281 nucleotides. It is a transcript of the gene snx17, whose product is annotated as sorting nexin 17. Gene Ontology annotation, cellular component: early endosome. Gene Ontology annotation, biological process: endocytic recycling; signal transduction; intracellular protein transport. Lineage: Eukaryota; Metazoa; Chordata; Actinopteri; Osteoglossiformes; Mormyridae. Gene Ontology annotation, molecular function: phosphatidylinositol binding. The record is from RefSeq and is a predicted model, not a curated record.
UGAACGCAUAAAAUGUUCCAGCAGUAAUUGCCUGCGCUCUUAGUCACAUUUGUCUUUUUCCUUGACUUUCGCCUUUUUGCAUCCAACAGAAAGUAUUUGAAUGUGACAGCUAUUUUGUCUAGCACGUCGGAUAGGAUUUUCCCCCCCGUCUGAUUCGUAUGUACCAUUAAGUGUGGAGACGGGGGUUUCUUUUUGCCGAAACAAAGUAUCAAUUUAAAAACGGAGCAAUCCGGAACAUAACCUGGUACUGCAUCGGAGUCAGGUGAAAUAAACUUGUUUCAGAAGUGAUUUAUUGCUAAGCAUGUGCGAGUCUUUCUUUGAAGUUUGAAAAAGGUUUCGUCAAACUGGGCUGAUACACACCGACAACGAAGCAGGAAUUAAACCCAGUCCCAACAUGGCUGCUGCGGGGACGUUAGGCAAAGUUAAACUCCUUACUUGAGAAGUUUUAUUUGUAAAUCCGUUCAAAGGAGGAGAUCCUUAGGAUACAAAAUUGGGGAGAAAACAGCGUCUGAACACAUCGGCGUGUGCCUCAGAGUUUGGUGGACUGCACCACCAGGAAUAUGCAGAAGAGAGACCGCUGGCUGCCUAGGCUGCUUCCUCCGGUCCUAAACACGCAUCUCCUGCUUCUCCGUGGCUGCGGUGGACUCAGGCUGUAGAUCCCGGUGCCUUUAACCCCAAAAAGCUGUUUAAAUUUUGACUCUUUAAAACCUGCUUCAGUAAAGAUGCAUUUUUCCAUUCCCGAGACUGAGGUACGCUCUGGAGAUAAUGGAUCAACCUACGUGGCGUACAACAUCCACGUCAACGGAGUCCUGCACUGCCGCGUCCGUUACAGUGAGCUCCUUGGGCUGCACGAGCAGAUAAAGAAGGAGUACGGAAACAACGUGGUGCCAAACUUCCCUCCAAAGAAGAUUUUUACCCUCACGCCGGCGGAAGUGGAGCAGAGGCGAGAGCAGCUUGAGAAGUACAUGCAGGCUGUACGCCAGGACCCCGUGCUUGGAGCCAGCGAGUUGUUCAACAGCUUCCUGCGUAAGGCUCAGCAGGAGACGCAGCAGAUUCCCACAGAGGAAGUCCAGCUGGAUGUGUCCCUCUCCAAUGGCCAGAAAGUCACAGUGAAGAUCCUGACAUCGGACCAGACCGAGGAGGUCCUGGAGGCCGUGGCGGCGAAGCUGGACCUUCCGGAUGAACUGGUGGGAUAUUUCAGCCUCUUCCUGGUCCGGGAAACACCAGAUGGCGGCUGCACGUUCAUGCGGAAGCUGCAGGAGUUCGAGCUGCCCUACGUGUCCGUCACCAGCCUGCACAACCCGGAGUUCCAUAUCGUCCUCCGGAAGAGUUACUGGGAUUCAGCCUAUGACAGUGAUGUGAUGGACAACAGAGUCGGCCUCAAUUUGCUAUAUGCUCAGACGGUGUCCGAUAUCGAACGAGGCUGGAUUUUAGUGAAUAAAGACCAUCACCGGCAGCUCAAAUCUCUCCAGGAAAAAGGCUCAAAGAAAGAAUUUAUCCGCCUCGCCCAGACACUAAAGUACUUCGGCUACAUCAAAUUUGACCCCUGCAUCACGGACUUCCCCGAGAAGGGCUGUCAUGUGAUCGUCAGCGCCGGAAACAACGAGCUCAACUUUCACGUCAAGCUGCCCAACGAGCAGGUCAAGGAGGGCAGCUUCAAGGUCACACGCAUGCGGUGCUGGCGUGUCACUUCCUCUCAGGUCCCGAUGGCCAACGGUACCGGCGGUAGCUGUGCACCAGGGAAGUGUGAGAUCAAACUGGAGCUGGCCUUUGAGUACCUGAUGAGCAAAGACCGUCUGCAGUGGGUCACCAUCUCCAGCCCACAGGCUAUCAUGAUGAGCAUCUGUCUGCAGUCCAUGGUUGAUGAGCUGAUGGUAAAGAAAUCUGGGGGCAGUAUCAAAAAGAUGCUGAAGAAGCGACACAACGGGAGCCUCCACCGGUCGGACAGCCAGCAGGCGGUGAAAUCGCCGCCACUGCUGGACUCCCCGGACCCGAGUCGCGAGCAGGUCGUCAAGCUCUCGACCAAGCUGACCUCCGUCACCCUAAGAGGCAUCAGCAGUUCCAGCUCCAGCAAUGACAUCAGCGGCAAUGAUUUCCAUGGCAACUACGCCUUCGAAGGGAUCGGCGAUGACGAUUUGUAGCCUGCGCCGUUUCCGAAACGAGCCGGUGCUGAAGGGCUGGUUGAGGCGGACAUGUAGCCAAAUUCUGCAAGGUUGUAAUCCACCCAUGGGAGCUCUUAGUUAAAUCCUACAUUCGUUGUGCAAUGUUUCAGACUGGAAUUAAUUGCGCUACUUUCAGUUGAUGGCUGUUGUAAAGUACUUUUAUUUUAAUCAGUAUUUUUCUUGUCUGUCUUGUGUCUGAAGAACACAUGCUGGAUUUAACACAUUUGUCUGUUCAGAACAAAUUGGCUGCAUCUUUAGAAGUUGACAGUUAUCGUCAGUCUGGUUUUCUGUCCAUUAAAGCUGUUGUUCUUGAGCGCUGCUUUCCUGAACUGGAACGUUCCUGUGCGUGUAUCCGUACCUUCAUUAUUGGCCACCUUCCGAACGUCACAGAGAAAUGCGUUAAUCGUACGGGGCGUAACGGGGUGUGGUUGAGUGGCUUGAGGUACAAACAUGAUCCAUUUCAUGCCCAGGCUCAACACGGCUUGUUGGGCUCAUUUUCAGCAGCAUCCUCCCACUGCUAACGAAACUUCUCAGGAGAUUAGAUGCGAAACUUUGAGCACGCAGUUCCAGAUACAUGUGGAUUUCUGUUAAAGAGGCCCUUGGCGAAUAGGAUUCAACACUAGUGAAGAACACUGUACAUAGCAUUGCACUUCAAUAAAGAAAAUAACAUUUUCAGCCAGAGGAAUGUGUCAGGAAUGCCGUGAACAUCUCUCCCAAAAUAGGGUUGAUUUCUGUCAAAGUAACAAGAUGAAAAGGUCAGUGUUCAAUUCCACAGCUGUGUGCUAUUCUGCAGCUGGUGGAAUGUUAGCAUCAGAGUUUAACACGGUCCUUCUAUGUUUGCCAUGUGCAUUGUGCCAAACCUCUCCAGGGUCCACUGUACAAUUUGCUUUCUCAUAUGUGGUCUAUACCAUUUAACUGUUGGCGACCGAGCAGUGUCUGUAGUCAAACACAUUACAAGGAAUGUUCUGGAAACCUCAAGCGUAGAUUUUUCCAUCUGACGGUGAAAGUGUUCUUUCUUGCUGCCUUACCAGUAUCAGAAAGCCUUAUUGAGCCUUUUACGUCAGAAACCUCCUUUUUUAAUAUUGGUUAUAACCCAGUUUGGACAGUCUGAGUAAAGUUUCAAACAGUGGGAGUUCAGUAGAUCAUAUCUUGCAGAAUUUGGUGCUGUUAGCUCACCUUUACUUGCAGUUGCCAAACAAAUAAUUUUGCACAGUAUUAAGACCUGAAAGAGGUCAACAUAUUUAUUUAAAAAUAGUAAUGCCAACAAAAUAAAUAAACAAACAAACAAAUGCAAUGUGAAGUAUUGGAAAUGUGUUCUCAAGGUCCACAAUUUCUUUAAUUUUUUUUCAGCUUAUAUAAAGGUCUUCUCAUUAAUGCCAAAAUUAUAGUUUACUACAGCAUUUUGCACAAAAAAACAUUAAAUCAUAGUAUAGUCACUUUUAUAUAUGUAUGUGUAAUUAAAAAGUAUUCUGAACAUUACUAAUCUAUCUUUAAUAGUGCAUUGUAAUCAAAUAGAUUAAAAGUAACCUACAAAAGUAAUAUUGUUUACAAAAUUGUAGCAAUUUGUAGAUGGAAUGAACAAAUGUUUACAAAUUCCAGAAUUUCUUACUAGUAAUAAAAUUAAUUUGGAAAAAAGAGGUUUUGAUUCUGCAUAUGGUUCAGAUUUGUUUUAUUUUGUCUGCAUUUGGUUAGUCUUGCCUUUUUUUGCUGAGGAUUGUGAUGAAAUGAAACCCUUUUUAAUGGCCAAAUUUUAUUUGCGACUGCCUUGAUUGAAUCACAGAAAAAUCGAUGGUGCAGACUUGGCAAAAUGAAAUUUACCUCCAUUCCGCUUGCAUCAUUCCAGACACAAAAUCGAUAAUGAGUCUUGCUUACUGGUUUCGGAAGAGAUCGUGAUUUAAUUAGGCUAAGAACAUGUCAUUUUAGACCCCCUUUUUAGUUGUCAUAGAAGGCUGGCGUAAAGUGAAGUUGUCUUUGUGAUUCUGUGCUGAUUCUGUAAGGUUCACAAUUUGUCUGGAAAAUAAAUGACUAUUGUAUGCAUUUAAGUAUCAUUUAAGUAUGUAGAGCUGUCAUUUUGAUCAUUUUCACCUGUAUGAACAAUAAAUGAGAAUUGCAAAAUCUA